UCAAUUUGGCUGCUUCUACUGGCUUUUCUCUCUAAUGGCCUCCAUAGUCUCCAUUGUCACGCUAUCUAAUAUUCUUCUCAUUCUGCUUCUUUCCAGCGCUGCUGCCAAUGCUCAGCUUUCGGCCAACUUCUAUGCAACCUCUUGUCCUAACCUUCAAACCAUUGUCCGCAACUCGAUGGCCCAGGCCGUUAAUAGAGAGAGGCGAAUCGGCGCCUCGAUUCUCCGUUUGUUUUUCCACGACUGCUUCGUUAAUGGUUGUGAUGCAUCGAUACUGCUGGAUGAUACGGCGACAUUCACGGGCGAAAAGAAUGCAGCACCAAACCGAAACUCUGCUCGGGGUUUCGAAGUGAUCGAUACCAUAAAGUCUAAUGUGGAGACUGCUUGCAAUGCCACUGUUUCUUGUGCAGAUAUACUAGCACUUGCUACUAGAGAUGGUGUAGUACUGCUUGGAGGACCAUCAUGGCAAGUACCACUGGGGCGUAGAGAUGCAAGGACAGCAAGCCAAAGCGCAGCCAACAGCCAAAUCCCGUCACCAUUCGCCAACCUCGCCACUCUAAUCUCUUCCUUCGCCGCCAAGGGUCUAAACGCACGAGACUUAACUGUCCUAUCCGGUGGACACACGAUUGGCCUAGCUAGAUGCGCCACGUUCCGCAAUCGCAUCUACAACGACACCAACAUCGACCCGAAUUUCGCAGCCACCAGACGUGCUAGAUGCCCUGCUUCUGGUGGUGACAACAAUUUGGCUCCUCUGGAUUCAGUACCCUCAGCCAGGUUCGACAACAACUACUACCGUGACCUGGUGGCUCAAAGAGGGCUGCUUCACUCGGACCAGGAGCUGUUCAACGGCGGAUCGCAGGACGCGCUUGUUCGAACCUACAGCAACGACCUAGCUACUUUCUUGGCUGAUUUUGCAGCUGCAAUGGUGAGGAUGGGAAACAUUAGUCCCCUUACAGGAACAAGUGGGGAGAUCAGAAGGAACUGCAGGGUGGUUAACUGAUCUUAAAUAUCCCAUUAAUGGUGAUUUCAAUAAGUUUCUCGGAAGGAGUUGAAUUUUAUAUUAUCGUUGCCUAAGAUGGAAAAAGAGUUUAGCCUUUGGAUUUCUUUUUAAUAAAAUCUAUAAUGAAAUCUUACAGUUUUAGAAUUACUUCAUAUAUAUUUUAUUGUGUAAUCUCUUUUUUUUACCAAAUAUUUCUUUUCAUGAAAUUACAAAGUAUUAUGGCUUAA
Molecule: messenger RNA, 1224 nt
Organism: Hibiscus syriacus
Lineage: Eukaryota; Viridiplantae; Streptophyta; Magnoliopsida; Malvales; Malvaceae
Product: peroxidase P7-like
Exons: 3
Coding region: 35-997 (320 amino acids)
Biological process (GO): hydrogen peroxide catabolic process; response to oxidative stress
Molecular function (GO): peroxidase activity; heme binding
Source: RefSeq, a predicted model, not a curated record